UCCUAGGGGCGGAACCGAAGGGAAAAGAAAGAAGGAUGGAACUCAGACUGUAUUUGAUACAGUGGUGACAAGUAAGUUUGUGUCGGCGACAGCUCCGGUUCAAGAUACUUAGGUUGCGUAUUAUACUCCUCUGUUACAAUGGAUAUGAGAAUGAUCCGUGAGAAGCUGGCUGAAGCUGGGCAGGACCACCUCUUGCAGUUCUGGGGUGAGCUGAGUGAGGCAGAACAGGCUGAAUUGUACCUCCAGCUGCAAAGUAUGGAUUUCCAGGAGUUGAGCAGUUUCUUCCAGAAUGCUAUGAAGGUGUCUGGCCACAUCAAGGAGGAGAAGAUCGAUGAAAAGAUGGAGCCAGUGCCCAGGGAGGCUUUGGGCAGCGUCACACGCGACCAAGACAUGUUGAAGGGGUGGGAGGAAGAAGGGCUCCUCCACAUUUCCCAGAACAAAGUCGCUGUUCUUCUUCUUGCUGGUGGUCAAGGCACAAGGCUCGGAGUCUCUUAUCCCAAAGGAAUCUAUGAUGUUGGUUUGCCGUCACACAAAACCCUCUUUCAGAUCCAGGCUGAGCGCAUUUUAAAACUGGAGCGGUUAGCUGAAGAAAGGCAUAAUGUGAAAAGCACAAUUCCAUGGUAUAUUAUGACCAGUGGUCGGACUAUGGAAGCAAGCAAAGAAUUUUUUGCCCAGCAUAAUUACUUUGGCCUGAAGAAAGAAAAUGUGGUCUUCUUCCAACAAGGCAUGUUGCCAGCCAUGGACUUCAAUGGGAAACUGAUUCUGGAGGAAAAAGGCAAACUCUCCAUGGCUCCAGAUGGCAAUGGCGGUCUUUACAGAGCACUGGGCGCACAGAAGAUAGUUGACAACAUGGAAGGCAGAGGGAUCAAGUAUAUUCACGUGUACUGUGUGGAUAACAUCUUGGUGAAGGUGGCUGACCCCACCUUCAUUGGAUUCUGUGUGAAGAAAGGGGGAGACUGUGGAGCCAAGGUAGUGGAGAAGACAAACCCCACAGAGCCUGUAGGAGUUGUUUGCAAGGUGGACGGAAAGUAUCAAGUUGUGGAGUAUAGUGAAAUCAGCCUGGCGACUGCAGAAAAACGCAGCUCGGACGGCCGGCUGAUGUUCAGUGCUGGAAACAUUGCCAACCACUUCUUUACACUGUCAUUCCUUAAAGACAUUGUCCAAAUUCACGAGCCUCGGUUACAGCACCAUGUGGCACAGAAGAAAAUUCAGCAUGUGGACUCGCAAGGACAGCUAAUCAAACCAGACAAACCAAAUGGGAUUAAAAUGGAGAAAUUUGUCUUUGACAUCUUUCAGUUUGCCAAGACCUUUGUGGUGUACGAAGUGUUGAGGGAAGACGAGUUCUCGCCCCUGAAGAACGCAGACAGUCAGGACGGGAAGGACAAUCCCACCACAGCUCGUCACGCACUGAUGUCUCUACACCACCGCUGGGUGCUCUCAGCAGGAGGGCACUUUAUAGAUGAAAAUGGUACCAAGAUCCCAGCUAUCCCAAGAAAUGGAACUUCAGGGACAGUCACACCUGACCUCAGUCAGAACCUAAAAGAUGUGACAGAUCUGCCAAUCAAAUGUGAAAUCUCACCACUGGUUUCCUAUGCAGGAGAGGGACUGGAAAAAAUGGUGUCAGGCCAAGUCUUCCACUCGCCUUUGGUCAUUGAUGAGACAGGCAUCCAUCAACUGGUGAAGAAUGGUCUAUAAAAACAUAGAAUGGGCACAGAGGACCAAAAGAGCACAAGACUUACUCAUAUCUGUGCCUUCUCUGUGUCAAACUGAGACGAUACUGUGCAAUAAAUUAAUGAAGGAAGAAGACUUUCCAAUCAAAGCAGAAGGCACAGUUUGAAGUUUGUGCUUUCUUAAAACUAUUUUUUUAUUGGUGUAACAUAGGUUGAAUAGCUGCUCAUGGGAGUUUUUAAUUUGUCCUAUUUAUAUGGUCUAUUAGAAACUCUUUUCUUGGUACUUUACUUUUAUUUGGAUUCAUUUUAAUUGUUUAAAUAUGUUUAAGGGCUUUUAAGGUACCUGCUGACUCUACCCACGCUUUGCUAUCUUUUGUGUUUUUUUCUGCUACUGUUUUUACUUUUUAAAAAUGUUUCUCUCUCUC
This is a messenger RNA of Polyodon spathula (Mississippi paddlefish), 2095 nucleotides long. RefSeq names its product UDP-N-acetylhexosamine pyrophosphorylase-like. Lineage: Eukaryota; Metazoa; Chordata; Actinopteri; Acipenseriformes; Polyodontidae. Bases 139 to 1695 code for a protein of 518 amino acids. Gene Ontology annotation, molecular function: UDP-N-acetylglucosamine diphosphorylase activity. The record is from RefSeq and is a predicted model, not a curated record. Gene Ontology annotation, biological process: UDP-N-acetylglucosamine biosynthetic process. The transcript is spliced from 11 exons.